This is a messenger RNA of Prunus armeniaca (apricot), 4500 nucleotides long. The record is from the annotation of a GenBank genome assembly. Lineage: Eukaryota; Viridiplantae; Streptophyta; Magnoliopsida; Rosales; Rosaceae.
AUGUCAGAUCAAACACCACCAGAAACCAGAAACAAUAAUUCCAAAAAUUCAAGCACCAACACCAAAAAUCCUGGUAUGGAUUCAUCACAUCCAUAUUUUGUUCAUCAAUCAGAUCACCCCGGUCUCAUGCUCGUUCCCAUAAAGUUGAACGGCACCAAUUACCCAUCUUGGAGUAAAUCCAUGCUCCAUGCUCUUACGGCCAAGAACAAAGUUGGCUUUGUCAACGGAUCCGUUCAACCUCCUUCAGAAACUGAACAACCAGCCGAAUAUGCUCUCUGGAAUCAAUGCAAUAGUAUGAUUUUAUCAUGGCUUGCUCACUCGGUGGAACCCGAUCUGGCCAAAGCAGUUGUUCAUGCCAAGACUGUCCAUCAAGUGUGGCAAGAUUUCAAAGAUCAAUUCUCACAAAAGAAUGCACCAACCAUAUAUCAGAUACAGAAAUCCAUCGCCUCUCUCUCACAAGGCACCAUGACGGUUUCAGACUAUUACAAGAAACUCAAGGAUCUCUGGGAUGAAUUAGAAACAUAUCAAACACCUCUCACAUGUAACGAGAUGAAAGCACACAAUACACAAAAGGAAGAAGAUCGGAUGAUGCAAUUCCUUAUGGGCCUCAACGACACCUACAACGGUGUUCGCGGCAAUAUCCUCAUGAUGUCGCCAUUGCCUAAUGUCCGCCAAGCCUAUUCACUCGUCGUUCAAGACGAAACACAGCGACAAAUAACAUCAGGACCAACAGAGAAUUUUUCCAUUGCUGCUGCGAUUCACAGCCGAUCAAACAAUAUGUCGAAUAAUUCGAUGAACAAACACUGUGAGCACUGUGAUAGAAACGGUCAUACAAUUGAAGAAUGUCGGACCCUCAAAUUCCAUUGCAAGUAUUGUGAUAGGAGAGGCCACACUGAGGAUAGAUGUAAAUUUAAAAAUGGGACAUGGGUUCCCAAUGACACAGGGAUUCAAGGCAGUAAGCACAAUCAAUCUAAGCAGCAACGUCAAGGGUCUAAAGGGCACAUCAAUUCGCGUGGGUCUUUUUCUACUGCCCACGCAGCAGACACAACUCCAGCACAUGAGGCCCAGUCAUAUGGUUUCAAUGCAACAACCCAGCCAGCCUCUCAAUCCAACCCUUUACAUGGGUUUUCUGCAGAGCAACUCCAACAACUAGCACAUGCCGUUUCUAUGAUGAGUUCAACUCAUUCCUCUGGUAAUAGCAAUGCUUAUGCAAAUGCUGCAGGUCUGGCUCCUUUUUCCAUUCCCUCCAUAAAUUCUGUGUUCACUAAACCUUGGAUUUUAGAUAGCGGAGCUACUGAUCACAUCACUCAUGACCCCACACUUUUCACCAAAACUGAAUCAUCACAAAUGCCCAUUGUUAAUUUACCUACUGGUUCUCAUGCCCCAAUCACUUCCACUGGCACUAUACCAUUCAAUUCAAAUAUCACAUUAGACAAAGUUUUGUGUGUUCCAUCUUUUCGCUUAAAUCUUAUGUCUGCCAGCAAACUCACUACUUCUCUAAACUGUUGUGCCAUUUUGUUUCCUACCUUCUGUGUCUUGCAGGAUUUGGCUACGGGGAAGAUGAUUGGCUCGGGUAAACAGCGUGGUGGUCUCUAUUACAUGUCUCCGUUGCAAAAGACACCUGUCUCAUAUCAAGUUUCACUCUCAUCUGAUUUAUGGCACAUGCGACUUGGACACCCGUCCCCUGCUCGUCUUCGAUUAGCUUCUUCAUUAUUGCCUUCCAAUACCAUUUCUUUUGAUAAUAAUUGUAGUGUUUGUCCCAUGGCCAAACAAACAAGACUUCCAUUUCCUCUAAGUUCAAUAUCAACUAAAGCUCCUUUUGAUUUGUUACAUUGUGAUAUUUGGGGUCCGCACAAAGUUACCACACAUUCAGGUGCACGUUUUUUCCUUACCAUUGUGGAUGACUUUACUAGGUGCACAUGGAUAUUUUUGAUGCAUCAUAAAUCUGAAACCCAAAACCUUCUCAAAUCUUUUGUUGCUUUUGCCCACUCUCAAUUCCAUGCCAACAUUAAAACCAUUCGGGUAGACAACGGGUCUGAAUUUUUCUCCAUGAGGGAUUUUUUUCAAAAUAAUGGCAUUGAAUAUCAGCGCACUUGUGUUUACACUCCACAACAAAAUGGAGUCGUCGAACGCAAGCAUCGCCACAUUCUCACUGUCGCACGUGCAUUACUUUUUCAGUCUCACUUACCCAUUAUUUUCUGGGGUGAAUGUGUCUUGACCGCUGUCUAUCUUAUUAACCGAUUACCUUCACCAUUACUUUCCAAUAAAUCGCCUUUUGAAUUGUUAUACAACCGUCCCCCAUCACUCAACCACUUGAAAGUCUUUGGUUGUCUCUGUUAUGCAACUGUUGUCCAUCCUAUUCAUAAAUUUGAUCCCCGUGCCAUACGUUGUGUUUUUGUUGGAUAUCCUACUGGCCAAAAAGGUUACAAACUCUACAAUUUGGAGACAAACAACUUCUUUGUAAGCCGUGAUGUCCGAUUCUGUGAAAAUACCUUCCCUUUCUCUCAAUUUUCGGCCUCACUUUCCCCAUAUACUCCCCAGCCCUACCUUUCCUCUGAUUUUCUUAACAGCUGGACCCCACCCAUCGAUCCGCCCAACCCACCAGCCAAUCCGCCCAACCCUCCAACCAACCCACCACAAGCGCCUAACCACUCUAUCCUCUCUGACGCACAUGACAGGCCUGACAGCCCCACCUCUCCCAUCCCACCUUUGUCCCCAUCCGUCAACCCCACCCCUCCACAUACAGAUAAUCCCAUUCCUCUCAUUCCCCCUCCUCGACAGUCCACUCGCUCUAAACAUCCUCCGGCAUGGCAUAGAGACUACCACAUGUCCAACCACGUCAAUCACUCAACCUCAGCGCCUCGUUCUGCAUCAGGUACUCGGUAUCCUCUUUCCCACUUCCUUACCUACUCUCGUUUAUCUUCUGCCCAUUGUGCUUUUCUUGCUAACAUUACAGGUCACACAGAACCCACAUCCUAUGCUCAGGCUCUUCUUGAUCCACAUUGGUGUCAAGCCAUGACUGCAGAACUAGAGGCUUUACAGCACAAUAACACUUGGAGUUUGGUUCCACUGCCUGUUGGUCAUAAACCAAUCGGCUGCAAAUGGGUCUACAAAAUCAAAUACAAGUCCGACGGCACCAUUGAGCGCUACAAGGCUCGGCUCGUUGCUAAAGGCUACACGCAAAUUGAGGGCAUUGAUUAUCAUGAGACUUUCUCCCCUACAGCCAAACUCACUACCCUCCGCUGUCUCCUUACUGUUGCUGCUGCAUGCCAUUGGUUCAUCCACCAAUUAGACGUUCAGAAUGCUUUUCUCCAUGGCGAUUUACAUGAGGUGGUGUACAUGGAGCCUCCUCCUGGUCUUCGCCGACAGGGGGAGAACGUUGUAUGUCGGCUCAACAAAUCUCUCUAUGGUCUCAAACAGGCUUCCAGAAACUGGUUUUCCACCUUUUCAGAUACCAUUCAAAAGGCCGGUUAUCAACAGUCUAAAGCUGAUUAUUCUCUUUUUACCAAGGCUGAAGGCACUUCAUUUACUGCAGUUCUUAUCUAUGUUGAUGACAUACUUCUCACAGGAAAUAAUCUUCAAGAAAUGGAACGUCUCAAAAAGUUCCUUCUCAAUCGCUUCCGCAUCAAAGAUCUUGGAGAUUUGAAAUAUUUUCUGGGCAUUGAAUUCUCUCGUUCCAAGAAAGGUAUUUUCAUGUCUCAAAGAAAGUACGCACUUGAUAUUUUGCAGGAUUCAGGACUUCUAGGCGCACGCCCAGACAAGUUCCCAAUGGAACAGAAUUUGAAACUCACUCCCACAGAUGGAGAAUUACUGAAUGAUCCAACCAAAUACAGGAGACUGGUUGGCCGAUUGAUCUACCUUACUGUCACAAGGCCUGAUAUAGUUUAUCCUGUUCGAACACUAAGUCAAUUCAUGCAUCAGCCUCGCAGACCUCAUUGGGAUGCCGCCAUACGGGUCCUUAAAUACCUCAAGGGGACUCCAGGUCAGGGUUUGUUAUUUUCUGCCACCAACAAUCUUACAUUAAAAGCUUUUUGUGAUUCAGACUGGGGAGGUUGUCGUGCGACAAGGAGAUCAGUUACAGGAUACUGUGUUUUUCUUGGAAAUUCACUCAUCUCAUGGAAAUCCAAGAAACAAACCAAUGUUUCAAGAUCAUCAGCAGAAGCUGAAUAUCGAGCUAUGGCCAACACAUGUUUGGAGUUGACUUGGUUACGCUUUAUACUACAGGAUUUAAAAGUCCCACAGAUAGCUCCUGCACCAUUGUUUUGUGAUAAUCAGUCAGCUUUGUAUAUUGCCGCUAAUCCUGUUUUCCAUGAGCGUACAAAGCACAUCGAAAUUGAUUGUCACAUAGUUCGAGAAAAACUACAAGCUGGAAUAAUUAGUCCUUCGUAUGUACCUACACACUUCCAAUUGGCAGAUAUUUUUACGAAGGCCUUAGGGAAGGAUCAAUUUGUGACAUUGCGCGACAAGUUGGGACUUCAUGAUAUUCACUCUCCAACUUGA